Molecule: messenger RNA, 3247 nt
Organism: Marchantia polymorpha subsp. ruderalis
Lineage: Eukaryota; Viridiplantae; Streptophyta; Marchantiopsida; Marchantiales; Marchantiaceae
Source: the annotation of a GenBank genome assembly
GCACAACAUUCAAAUCCUCGGAGCUACCUAAACCCCGGAAGAAUCGUCCAGAGAACCAGCAUGGAAGAGGAGACGGAGUCUAACAUUUAAAGAGGUCACAUUAAUAGGGGAAUGGAGCCUGGAGAGAGCGGGUUCACGGGGAUUUGGGGAAAUGAGUUGGAGGCGGACGGAGGGAGGGAGGCAUCGGUCGAACGAACGAAGGAGGUGGGGGCGUGGCGCCAACGAGGAGUACGAAGAAUUCGGACAACGACAAUUAGCACCAAAUCCUGUUCGAAGGCAGGGCUGCUGACUGACGAUUGAGGCCGUGUGACGAGAGUGUGCGGACGGUUCGCGUUCGCGAAAGUCGUAAUCCGGGCUCCGAGACUCGACACAGAGAUUGUGCGCGCUGGUUGCUUCUCCAGCCACCGUGCGAGCGAUUUUGUCUGCGGCGAGCGAAGCGAUUCCCUCGAUGGUUUGUUAACAAUUCCCAAAGCUCAAGCCGAAGUCCGCCGUCGAGCUUGCGAUGAGAAAGAAGCCCAGAGCGUCGGUGCACGAAACUCCGUGUCGUAUGAUGAUUCUGAUGAGCGCGAGGGGACGAGCAUUAGGGUUGUAAUGCUUUUCUGCCGGUGGUUCGGCAGGAGGAUUUGGGGAAAAUGAGUCGAGAUAGACACGAUGGGGAUGCAGGAUGAAAUCUGAUACCUGAUUGCACUGCUCUGAGGCCGAGCUUGUAACGAUCAACCCUGUUCUUCAAGAAAAUGUUCCGAGUCAAUGAUCCCGAGGGAUUUCUCAAAGUUCGUCCUCGUCUUCUUUUUUGAGCAUGUGGUUGCCGCCUCAAGGAACGUGCCUGGAAAUGCCGAUAGUUUCUCUCAUCAUUCAGCCCCUGCACUCUUGAGAUCUUGGUCGUUGUGAGCGUUGACCUCGGUCCUAGCUGCGUGCGUAGACGCCCGAGCCGAGGUUAGGCGAAACGAAACGAGGAAGCUUGAAUUAUGGCUCGUCCUGUAAGCCUCGGAACACCUGCUACUCCCGGCACUCCAGGAACACCCGAGACAUCGUUCAAUAUGUCCGGUGAGCCGAACGGACGGGGAGUCCACGUUAAUCCAAAUUUGGCCGGUCUCCCCGAAGAUCCCAAGACAAGAGAACAAAUACUCCGAGAACGCUACAUGAAGGGCCUGAAGAAACGCAAGUGUACAGUCUGCGGGAACACCGCCCGUGCGAGAUGCCCUUUUCGCGCAUGUAAGACUUGCUGCUCGAGAGCACGGAACGCCUGCUCUGUUCACGUUCUCAAGUCCGCCACCAAGAACAAGCCCGAAGGAACCAUCGUGCACCCGUCUUACAAUGCACCACCAUCCGGCCAUGCGGAACAACCGUGGCUGGCCGCAACUCUGCAAGCGUCCAUGGGCAGCAGCUACCUCAGACCCGGCUACAGUGUGCCAUCACCUUACAACAUUCCAACUCCGAUUGGGCUUGGCAUGGGUCACCCAACGCCAGUGGACACCUCUGCGGUGGGCAAAAAUUAUGCCCCAUCUUCAUCGGGAGCCCGGGCUUGGGUGGCGAGUUCUAUCUUGGAACAACAAGAAGCUCAAAGGCUGAAAAGUCUCAGAAUCGCCAACCAAAAGGAAGCGUACAUGACAAACUCCUGGAGGCUCCAGAAAAUCAAAGAGCACGCAGCCUCAGAGAUUAUGGCAGAGGAUGAAGCAUUCGACCGCUAUGUGUCGAACGCCUCUCUACUCGAAGAGAUUUUUGCUCUGAGGGCUGGACCCCUGAAGGGGCUGACGGCAGCUGGGGAGCUGCUUCGCUCGGAGGGGUCGAGAUGUAGUGAAGAUGAAACUAAAUUAGAUGAGUCAAUUUUGUUGGAUGCGAUGAGAUGUAGGCUUGCAUCGAAUACUAAAAGGAAGGAUGCAAGCCGGCAGAAGCUAAAGCAAGUGAUAGAUAAGUCCUUAUUAAGGUUGAGAAAACCAGAGCAAGAGCCAUCAGAGGUAAUUGUGGAAGACGAUGACAGUGCUCUGACGGCAGGCGUGUGUGUUGCUCGUUUGGAAAGCAAACGUUUCAAAGCACAAACCGAAGAAGGGAAGCAAAGCUUGAAGAGGACGGAGGCUUUCGACAUGCUGUUACAGAAACUCAAUCACGCAAAGAACCAGGAGUCGUUGCAAGAAUGUGUAGAUUUGUACAAAAGUAAUCUAGGUCACGACUUGAGCCUCUUGCUGCCUCAUAUUUCACAAAAUUUGGAAGGAAGCUCUUGUGUUAGAGAUAGUAGCACCAAUGGGAAAGAUACAGCAGACGGCUCCCCUACCUCACCCCUAGCGAGCCAAGCAGCCCAGCUGAACACCAUGGCUGGAGCCACCCUUCCCAGUAGAAUUGCUGCAGAGCAUGAAGACGUCAGCAGUAUGGUGUCGUCGAGUAACGGAAAUGUGGCUGCUCCCGCAAGGGCACUAGGAAGCACCGGAUUGUCUCUGCCUGAAUUAGUGGCUACGCCUGUGAACAAGAUGAAUGAGAGACCCUCGGGAGGCGUGUCCGAGAACGUAGAAAAGAUACACUGGCAUCGGAAUUUCGUAAGGGGCGUAGGUUAUUGGAAGGUUCUUGCCUCCGAAGACACCAUCUACAGCAUGUGUGCAGAAGCGGAUACAUCGUACAGCGCCAUACAGCCUUUAUAAUACUGAGCGUGUCUUGGGCGCCGUGUCUCCCAUAUGUCAAUUCUGUUAUCAAUUGAGCACCGUUCAAGUUGGUCUUCAAUUUCGAAACCGAUUGGGUCCAAAGACUACGCAUACAGUGCAGACUCACGACUAUCUACCACAUUGCCGAGCUUUGCCACGGUUUCAUGGAGUACUAAGUGUGUUCUGGAGGUGUCGAACGGGAAGGACUUCUUACUGUCUGUGUCUCGGCAAACAGGAUGGGCUUUCUGUACGGUGGAGGUGUACACGAGUGAAUAUGAUCCACCCUUGCAGUAUCUAGACUCGAGGUAACCAGGGCCAUCGCAAUCUGAGUACCGAGCUACUUUAGGAACACAGAGAGAACUACUUCAGGAACACAGAGAGAGCGACAUCUUAAUCCACAGGAUUUCAGGAGACAAGCACGACAGUCUGCAGGAGAAAUCUCAGAGGUAUGAGAGUCAGGAUGGAAGGACAAUCGUCAACAAGUUUACGAUUUGCACUCAUCUCCUCAUCUGGUUCGGGUGCAAAUGUGCAGCCAUCCCGUACUCCAGCCAAAAUGUUCAGCUGUCUCCAUUUUGUACUUGGUCUCCAUAUCGUUACAUAAAGACCAUUCUACUUGU